Molecule: messenger RNA, 1310 nt
Organism: Ochlerotatus camptorhynchus
Lineage: Eukaryota; Metazoa; Arthropoda; Insecta; Diptera; Culicidae
Gene: Rbm13
Product: RNA-binding motif protein 13
Exons: 3
Coding region: 137-1162 (341 amino acids)
Biological process (GO): maturation of LSU-rRNA; maturation of 5.8S rRNA
Cellular component (GO): preribosome, large subunit precursor; nucleolus
Source: RefSeq, a predicted model, not a curated record
GUGUUGAUCGGAUUCGGUUGAUUUUCGCACCGGUGCUCCGUUUUUUCGGUUUCCGCCUCGGGAAAACUUUAAACUUGUUUUAUUUCUGUAAGAUUUUACCGUCCGCGCACUUAAGUGUAUUGAAAAAGCUUCAAAAAUGCAACAGGACGAGAUCGUUUGGAGUAUCAUCAGUCGGCAGUUUUGCUCGUACAUGGUGAAAACACAAACGCAGAACUUUUGUCGUAAUGAAUACAGUCUGACGGGUUUAUGCUCGCGCAAAGCCUGCCCUAUCGCCAACAGCCAGUAUGCCACAAUCCGGGAGGAAAACGGAAUCGUGUACCUGUACAUGAAAACGGCCGAGCGGAAUGCCUUCCCUUCGAAACACUGGGAAAAGGUCAAGCUAUCCCGGAACUUCGAGAAAGCCGUCUACCAGAUCAACGAAAAUCUGCUGUACUGGGAUCGGUUUGUAAGGUUGAAGUGCAAGCAGCGAUUUACCAAGAUAACGCAGUACCUGAUUCGAAUGAGAAAGUUGAAACUGCGCCGGCAGAAGAUGUUGGUUCCGCUGUCGACGAAGGUCGAGCGCCGGGAUAGGCGACGGGAAGAAAAGGCACUGGUUGCGGCCAAGAUCGACAAUGCCAUCGAGAAGGAACUGAUGGAACGGCUGAAGAAGGGAACGUACGAGGACAUUUACAACUUCCCGCAGACGGCAUUCAAUAAGGCACUGGAGGCGGAAGAGGUUGAGGACGAGGAGGAUGAAGCGGAAAGCGAGAUGGAGGAGGAGCUAGAGAAGGAGAUGGAAAUCGACAACGAAGUGCAGAAGGAGCUGGACAUGGACGAUGAGUUUGUGGAGGGUGAUUCGGAGGAUGAUGAUGAGGAGGAGAAGGGUGACGAUGAGGAUCUGACGGAUGGAGAGGAGUCGGAUGCGGAGAGCGUAUCCGGAGUUAAGGAAAGAGUGGAGGUGGACAGUGAUUUCGAGUCGUCCGAUGAUGAAGACAUUGAGGACAUCGCACCCAAGGUCACGCCCCGUUUACCGAAGAAAACGAAAGCGGCGACGACCGCCGACGGGGCCAAAGCGUCCAAGGCCGUCAGCACCAAGAAGAAACCGAAGAUACUGCGCAAACCUCACCUGGAGAUUGAGUAUGAAGUGGAAACCGCACCAGCGAGGCAUCGGUUACAUAAAUGAGGUAACAGAGCGAAGGUUGAUUGGUUUAAUUUUAUGUUUCACGUCUGAAUCAGAAAAAAAAGUGGAAAGAAUGCGUUCUUUCCGUGAAUACCGAUAUAAAAAAAAACAUGUAAGCUUAUAUUAUUUACUAAAAGGUAAUAAAUUGAAA